AUGACGAUUUAUGAUUCACAAUUCACGAUUCGCGCAAACUGGAGCGUAACCUGUUUCCUGUUUCGGGAACUGCAGAGUGAGGAUAAUGACAGUUACUCGACGGUAGAUCAGCAACAGCCACAAAACAAGGAAAGAAGAGAGAAAGACGAAGGGGAAUUUAAAUUACCUAGGCAAGGCAGGAAGAAGAAAGAGAAGGUGGAGAAAAAAACAGAAGAAAAAAGCAAAGUCGAGAAAACAGAGAAGGAUAACCCGAAAGAAGAGAACAUGGAAGAAGAAGUCCCCGACGAGGCGGACAGAGGAACGACGAAAAGAGCUAGAGUCAUAUAUGCCGCAAGUGACGAUAAAAAAAAAGCACAGCAAAAGAGGAAGCCCUAA
Molecule: messenger RNA, 375 nt
Organism: Diabrotica virgifera virgifera (western corn rootworm)
Lineage: Eukaryota; Metazoa; Arthropoda; Insecta; Coleoptera; Chrysomelidae
Product: nucleolar protein 58-like
Exons: 1
Coding region: 1-375 (124 amino acids)
Source: RefSeq, a predicted model, not a curated record